AUCAAUGUCAGCGGUCAUUUCAUUAUGACAAUUGACAGAUAAAUAAACAUCGCCGCCGAAUGUAAACGGUGAAUCUUUUCAGAGAUUAUUUUUAAAUAAAAGUACAUACAAUAUACGGAUAUAAAAGCAGAUAAUUUUUCUUUUCUUAGGUCUUUUUCAAGAAAACACUAAAAUAAAACAUGAAAUUGACUGUAGAUGGUUUACUCGUGUAUUUUCCAUAUGAUUAUAUUUAUCCAGAACAAUACGCCUAUAUGCUGGAAUUAAAGCGGGCUCUAGAUGCAAAGGGUCAUGGACUGCUAGAAAUGCCGUCAGGAACGGGCAAAACAAUAUCACUUUUAUCACUCAUUGUUGCAUACAUGAUACAGAAUCCCCAUCACAUUAGAAAAUUAAUAUACUGCUCUCGUACUGUGCCGGAAAUUGAAAAAGUUUUAGAGGAAUUGAAGAAUCUGUUCAAAUACUAUGAGAAGUCGCAAGGUGAAAAGCCAAGCCUAACUGGGGUGGUGUUGAGUUCACGCAAGAAUUUGUGCAUACAUCCAGAGGUGUCACAAGAAAGAGAAGGUAAACUUGUUGAUGGAAAAUGUCAUGCUCUCACCGCCAGCUACAUAAGAGAUAGACAUGAGAGGGAUAAUUCCAUACCAAUUUGCCAGUUCUACGAGGGUUUCAACAGGGAAGGCAAAGAGUCAAUGUUACCAUAUGGAGUGUACAAUAUGGACGAUCUAAAGCAGUAUGGAGCCGAUAGAAAUUGGUGUCCCUAUUUCUUGUCAAGAUUUGCCAUUAUACACGCAGAGAUAGUUGUCUAUUCCUACCACUAUUUGCUAGAUCCAAAGAUAGCAGAGGUCGUGUCCAAAGAGUUGAACAAGGAGGCGGUUGUUGUCUUUGACGAGGCACACAACAUAGACAAUGUGUGCAUAGACUCGCUUAGUGUUAGAAUAACAAGGAGAACCAUAGACAAAAGUUCGCUAGCGUUGCAAACUUUGGAGAAAACUGUUGCCAGAAUACGCGAAGAAGACUCAGCUAGAUUGGCGUUGGAAUACGAACAAAUGGUGGAAGGUCUGCGGGAAGCAGCACUCGCGAGGGAUACUGAUACAAUACUGGGAAACCCCAUACUGCCCGAUGAAGUUCUUAACGAGGUGGUUCCAGGCAAUAUACGUAACGCAGAACAUUUCCUAGGAUUCCUGAAGAGAUUCAUAGAAUACCUGAAAACUAGACUGCGAAUACAACAUGUGGUACAAGAGUCACCAGCUGGUUUCCUCAAAGACGUCGCGUCCCGCGUGUGCAUAGAACGCAAACCGCUGCGUUUCUGCGCAACCCGACUGCAAUCUCUAUUACGUACAUUGGAAAUACCGGACCCAUCACAACUCGGGUCUCUAACACUAGUCACGCACCUGGCUACACUCGUCUCGACGUAUACUAAGGGAUUCGUGAUUAUAAUAGAGCCGUUCGAUGACAAAACACCCACUGUGUCCAACCCGAUAUUGCAUUUUUCAUGUAUGGAUUCGUCAAUAGCGAUGCGGCCAGUUUUUGCAAGAUUUCAAAGUGUUAUAAUCACUUCAGGUACAUUAUCGCCAUUGGACAUGUAUCCGAAAAUAUUGGACUUCAACCCAGUAGUGAUGAGUUCCUUCACCAUGACGCUCGCCAGACCCUGUAUAUUGCCUAUGAUAGUGUCAAAAGGCAGCGAUCAAGUUGCCAUAUCUAGUAAAUAUGAAUCGAGAGAAGAUGUCGCAGUUAUAAGGAACUAUGGACAGCUGCUGGUUGAGAUAUCAGCAUGUGUGCCAGAUGGAGUCGUUUGCUUUUUCACCUCAUAUCUAUAUUUGGAAAGCGUGGUCGGAGCUUGGUAUGAUCAAGGUGUGGUCGCUAGCUUACAAAGGCAUAAACUGCUGUUCAUCGAAACGCAAGACUCGGCGGAAACUAGUUUUGCACUGAUCAAUUAUAUUAAAGCGUGUGAGAGCGGUCGGGGGGCGGUGCUGCUGUCGGUGGCCCGCGGCAAGGUGUCGGAGGGCGUGGACUUCGACCACCACCUGGGGCGGGCCGUGCUCAUGUUCGGUAUACCCUACGUGUUCACGCAGAGCAGGAUACUGAAGGCCAGGCUCGAGUAUCUGCGCGAUCAGUUUCAGAUUCGCGAGAAUGACUUCCUAACGUUUGAUGCUAUGCGACACGCGGCACAGUGUGUGGGGCGAGCUUUGCGAGGUAAGACGGAUUACGGCGUGAUGAUAUUUGCGGACAAGCGUUUCAGCCGCGCGGAUAAACGCGGCAAGUUGCCUCGAUGGAUACAGGCGCAUCUGAAGGACUCACUCACCGCACUUUCUACGGAAGAAGCCGUGCAGAUAUGCAAGCGUUGGUUACGACAAAUGGCGCAGCCGUUCACGAGAGAAGACCAGCUUGGAGUAUCUCUACUAACCUUACAACAGUUACAAUCCAAGGAACAACAGGAAAAGAUUGAAAAACAAGUACUACAGAAGUGAUCGGGGCUGGAAUGUGUGGAAUAUAGUGGAACACGCCAGAAUCGCGUGGAACAAGUGAAAGUGGAACGAUUAAAUAACGGUUAUUAGUGCUGGAAUAUGUUGUGAAAGAGUUUGAAUCAAAAUACAUAAAUGUAACAAAAAUAUCUUAGUAGAAGUAUCUUGUUUUAUAACAUCAUUAAUUUAGAAUAUUAUUGUGAUAUUCUUAAAAUGUAAAGCUGGCAGAAUUAAAAAUCUGAUAAGAAACCAUAAAAUGACUGAUUUAUGUUAUAGUCAACUGUAUCUGUUGCAAAGCAACGUGUUUGUAAAGUGAUUCGUUAAUAAAUGAAUACAUUGAAA
Colias croceus (clouded yellow) is the source of this 2798-nucleotide messenger RNA. RefSeq names its product general transcription and DNA repair factor IIH helicase subunit XPD (gene Xpd). The record is from RefSeq and is a predicted model, not a curated record. Gene Ontology annotation, cellular component: nucleus. Lineage: Eukaryota; Metazoa; Arthropoda; Insecta; Lepidoptera; Pieridae. Gene Ontology annotation, biological process: nucleotide-excision repair; positive regulation of mitotic recombination; transcription by RNA polymerase II. The coding region runs from base 180 to 2462 and encodes 760 amino acids. The transcript has 19 exons. Gene Ontology annotation, molecular function: DNA helicase activity; damaged DNA binding; ATP binding.